Prinia subflava (tawny-flanked prinia) is the source of this 1885-nucleotide messenger RNA. RefSeq names its product pancreatic progenitor cell differentiation and proliferation factor like (gene PPDPFL). Gene Ontology annotation, biological process: multicellular organism development; cell differentiation. The transcript is spliced from 5 exons. Bases 172 to 429 code for a protein of 85 amino acids. Lineage: Eukaryota; Metazoa; Chordata; Aves; Passeriformes; Cisticolidae. The record is from RefSeq and is a predicted model, not a curated record.
CCCUCCCGUCCCGCUGUGCCACCGCCCCCGGGCGGGGGGAGCCGCCUGCCCGGCCCAUAAAGGGCAGCAGGGCCCCGGCAGUGCUCGCUGCGGAGCGGAGACCAUCGCUGCCUGUCCUGGAACACGCAGGCUCCUCCCGGAGAAAGCCGGAUUCCCCGUCGAGUCGCUGCCAUGGCCGCCGUCCCCUCCAUCGGCUGCCUCCUGGCCAAGAACCAGUACUACCGCAGAAGACUGAACUCGGAAUCCAGUGUUUCUUCCAGCUCCUCCAGCUGUUCGGAUGCUGUGAACAUCACAGACCAGGAGAAAGAAUUGCACGGGUUACCAGAGUUAACUGAUAAAUAUUGGUGGAUAAAAAGCUUCUUCCACAGUGAACCCUCUCCACCAACUGUUGGCAGAAAAACACUCUCAGCAAGCAGUACCAACAGUUGAAAAGGACAGCGUGAUGGCUUUUCUGACUGAGAUGCUACCUACAGACUUGUUUUUCCAAGAGGCUUGGGGUCUUAAUGUCUGGGUUCAGCUGCCAGAAGAAAACAAAACCUUUAGGAGAGUCGAAAAGUGAAUUUUCAAAAUAUUUGUCAGUAGCUAAAAUGAUAUUGCUUAAUGGACAUAUCCAUGGCCUAUCAUGUGUUCUUUCCAGAUUUGCCGUAAUUUGUGAUGUCUCUAUAAUGGAGGUUUCCAGGAGUAAACAUCCUGAUGACUUACUUCAAUAAUUAAUGAAAAGUGACAGUAAAAAUAAGGUGUGGGAGGAAGAUGUGUGUUGAAUGACUGUGCAAUAGGUGAUUCAGUUAAGUUGCCUUCAAGAUACCAGCUCUAUAGGCAGUCACAUAGAUGUAAACAAGAUUCAGAUCUAUAAUCCAGAGUGGGACUGCUGUGUGGCACAUGUCUUUUAUCAGUAUUUGUGUACCAGUUACAGGGUGUAACUCUUCAAGAAUGCUUGUCAAUGUUUUUUCUUUUAGAAAGCCCAAUUAUAUGGACAAGCAAUAAUCAGUUUGGUUUCUUUGAUCAAGCAGAGUGAACGAUCCCAACUUCAAAUACCCAGGUACCACUUUCAUUCCUCCCUAUGUGUGCUGGUAUUUGAGGACAGAAUAGAGGAGAUGCACGAGAAACUAGUAAUUGAAACCAGUAAUCCUAAUGGAAACUGAUCUCUUCCAAGGAGAAGAGCAACCUUAAUCAGAGUUGAUACUUUUAGUUUAGAUUUCGUCUGCCUGCUUUGUUGUGGCUUAAAGAUCUACUUGUUCCUAAAUGAUAAAUUCUAUCAAUAUUCUGCUGUCUGUCAGAUUAGUUAUGAGGGCUAGAUCUGGCAAAGGAUUCCACUCAAAGUAAUCACAUUAUUGUUGUUAUCCAAGUGGACCUUUGUCAUGCUCUCGAAAGGUACUGGAACAUUGCAAUGCUGAAGACUUAAUGAAGCCAAUUAGUAUAACAAUUAUUUAUUCUACUGGGCAUGACUGAAGUGCAUCAAGGAUUAUGGAAAAUAACAAGUAUUUGGCUGAAUGAUAACAUUUGUGGCAAGUAUCUAUGCAACUUUUUGAUGUACUAUCAUUAAACCUGCUGGAUAUUUGUCCAUCACUGGAUGAACUAACAGUAGCAAACAUUAACGUAGCCAACAUCUUUUUAUUAAAGGUUAAUGGUUGUCACGGUUAUGCAUAACUCCAAAAUGUAUCAAGUGGCUGCUUCAGGGAGUUUGCAGUCUUGGUGGAGGCAAUAAAUGCAUGGCAGAUGACAACAGAAUAGAGCACAAUUCUGAAAACAUGAUUUCAAGGGUCUUUAAAUUGACUUGUGUCUUACUUUACGGCUAUUGUAAAGUUUCAUCUUUGUUCUCUAAGUGUACAGAAUGACUUUUUUAUACUAAGAUUUUUAUAUAAUAAAGAAUCAAUAUUUUGUCUGA